Molecule: messenger RNA, 1134 nt
Organism: Neomonachus schauinslandi (Hawaiian monk seal)
Lineage: Eukaryota; Metazoa; Chordata; Mammalia; Carnivora; Phocidae
Gene: HOXC4
Product: homeobox C4
Exons: 2
Coding region: 306-1097 (263 amino acids)
Biological process (GO): embryonic skeletal system morphogenesis; anterior/posterior pattern specification; regulation of transcription by RNA polymerase II
Cellular component (GO): nucleus
Molecular function (GO): RNA polymerase II cis-regulatory region sequence-specific DNA binding; DNA-binding transcription factor activity, RNA polymerase II-specific
Source: RefSeq, a predicted model, not a curated record
UUUGCAGGGGAGGGCUGUCAGUCGGCGGGGUGCGCACUGGGGGCACCUCAGCCCCCACCGGCUAGCCCCACAUCACCACCACCACCGCCCCGAGCACCACCACCACCACCACCACACACAAAAAAAAUUGGAUACAUUUUGAAUAAAGCGAUUCGGUUCCUUAUCCGGGGACUGGGUUGCUCCGUGUGAUUGGCCGGCGGAGUCACAUGGUGAAAGUAACUUUACAGGGUCGCUAGCUAGUAGGAGGGCUUUAUGGAGCAGAAAAACGACAAAGCGAGAAAAAUUAUUUUCCACUCCAGAAAUUAAUGAUCAUGAGCUCGUAUUUGAUGGACUCUAACUACAUCGAUCCGAAAUUUCCUCCAUGCGAAGAAUAUUCGCAAAAUAGCUACAUCCCUGAACACAGUCCGGAAUAUUACGGCCGGACCAGGGAAUCGGGAUUCCAGCAUCACCACCAGGAGCUGUACCCACCACCGCCUCCGCGCCCUAGCUACCCCGAGCGCCAGUAUAGCUGCACCAGUCUCCAGGGGCCGGGCAAUUCGCGAGGCCACGGGCCGGCCCAGGCGGGCCACCACCAGCCCGAGAAAUCACAGCCGCUCUGCGAGCCGGCGCCUCUAUCAGGCGCCUCCGCCUCCCCGUCCCCAGCCCCGCCAGCCUGCAGCCAGCCAGCCCCUGACCAUCCCUCCAGCGCCGCCAGCAAGCAACCCAUAGUCUACCCAUGGAUGAAAAAAAUCCACGUUAGCACGGUGAACCCCAAUUAUAACGGAGGGGAACCCAAGCGCUCGAGGACAGCCUACACCCGGCAGCAAGUCCUGGAAUUAGAGAAAGAGUUUCAUUACAAUCGCUACCUGACCCGAAGGAGAAGGAUCGAGAUCGCCCACUCGCUGUGCCUCUCUGAGAGGCAGAUCAAAAUCUGGUUCCAAAACCGUCGCAUGAAAUGGAAGAAGGACCACCGACUCCCCAACACCAAAGUCAGGUCAGCGCCCCCGGCCGGCGCUGCGCCCAGCACCCUCUCGGCAGCCACCCCGGGCACUUCUGAAGACCACUCCCAGAGCGCCACGCCGCCAGAGCAACGGGCAGAGGACAUUACCAGGUUAUAAAACAUAACUCACACCCUGCCCCCACCCCGUGCCCCCG